AUGUGUGGUGGUGUUGCUGGUACUGUAUGCGGUACCUUUGGCAGUGAUAUGAUCCAGGAGUCGAGCCCGACGAAGACAAGAGAGUUUGAGGACAUGCCUACAUUGGAGAACGUUGAAGAAGAAGAAAAAUUGGAGUUUACUGUUGGGGAAUUGCCUUAUAAGUUGCAAUGGUUGAAUGAAAGUGGGGAAGUUAGGGUGAAUAAAAGAGUUUUAAUUAAUUUCUCAAUUGGGAGUUAUAGUGACAAAGUAGUAUGUGAUGUGGUGCCUGUGCAUGUGGGUUAUAUCUUGUUAGGAAGACCAUGGCAAUAUGAUAGAAGCGUCACACAUGAUGGAUAUAGGAAUCGUUAUAGCUUUGUCAAGGAUGGGAAGGCUAUUACUCUUGCGCCAUUAACACCGGCACAAGUGUAUGGAGAUCAAAUCAAGCUGAAAAAAAAGAGAGAGAAGCCACAUGAGCGGAGAGAAAAAGAGUCAAUUGAGAGGAGAGAAAAAGAGUCAGCUGAGCAGAGAGAAAAGCCAAAGAUCAACUUCUAUGCAAAAGAGAGUAAGUUGAAAAAGGCUAUAAGCGAUAAUAGGCAAAUAAUAUUGUUAGUGUACAAGGAAUCCCUCCUCAAUUUUGAGAAUUCUAGCACAUCCCUCCCUAGUUUGGUUAAGUCUUUAUUGCAGGAGUUCGACGAUGUGUUUCCUGAGGAGAUGCCAAGUGGAUUGCCACCAAUCAGAGGCAUCGAGCACCAGACUGACUUUAUACCCGAAGCUGUCAUACCGAAUCGACCAGCUUACCGAAGCAAUCCCGAGGAGACGAAGGAGCUUCAAAAGCAAGUGGAAGAGUUGAUGAGCAAAUGUUAUAUCAUGGAGAGCAUGAGUCCAUGUGCUCUACCUGUCUUACUGGUGCCUAAGAAGGACAGGACUUGGAGAAUGUGCGUGGAUUGUCGAGCUAUCAAUAAUAUCACGGUAAAGUAUCGUCACCCAAUACCUAGGCUAGAUGAUAUGCUUGAUGAAUUGCAUGGUGCUUGCAUUUUUAGUAAGAUUGAUCUUAAGAGUGGGUAUCAUCAAAUUCGUAUGCGGGAGGGUGAUGAAUGGAAAACGGCGUCUAAGACUAAGUAUGGAUUGUAUGAAUGGUUAGUUAUGCCGUUUGGACUCACUAAUGCACCGAGCACUUUUAUGCGUUUAAUGAACCAUGUUUUACGUGCUUUUAUUGGGAAAUUUGUUAUAGUUUAUUUUGAUGACAUCAUAAUCUAUAGCAAAAACCUAGAUGAGCAUUUAGAACAUUUAAAAUGUGUGCUUGUUGUGUUGCGAAAGGAACAACUAUAUGCUAAUUUCAAAAAAUGCACAUUUUGCAUGGAUAGAGUUAUUUUCCUAGGAUUUGUUAAGUGUGAUACAUCAGGAAUAGGUUUGGUUGCUGAAGAUUGUCGGAAAUGGCGAUCUCCGGGCUGCUGUCUCUUGCAGACGGCAGCAAAAGGAAGACGGGAUGUGCCGUCUGUUAACAGACAUCCUGUGCCGUCUAUUAACGAUCGUCUGUUAACAGACUUUCGGAUGGAUUACCAUUUGGAUGCAGCCUUGAGACAGUUCUCUGGACAGUUGAUCGAUUCAUUACUGUGUCGGCUACUUAAGCUAGUUGACGGAGAUUCCCUCCACUUUGAUCUUGGGGGUAAGGUUGCUACAUUUUUUAUAUUCGAGUUUGCCCUCAUCACUGGAUUGAGAUGUACGGGCGAAGAGGCAGCGAGGGCCAGUAUUUCGACAGACAAGAGGCUGCUGAAUGAUUAUUUUAAUGGGCACACGACAGUGACACUGGCGCAGUUAGGAAAUGCAUUCAGGGGAUGUGACCAGAGUCCGAUAAGUUGA
Olea europaea var. sylvestris is the source of this 1839-nucleotide messenger RNA. RefSeq lists its product as uncharacterized. Bases 1 to 1839 code for a protein of 612 amino acids. NCBI's taxonomy places the organism in Eukaryota, Viridiplantae, Streptophyta, Magnoliopsida, Lamiales, Oleaceae. The record is from RefSeq and is a predicted model, not a curated record. The transcript has 9 exons.